Funneliformis mosseae is the source of this 384-nucleotide messenger RNA. NCBI's taxonomy places the organism in Eukaryota, Fungi, Glomeromycota, Glomeromycetes, Glomerales, Glomeraceae. The record is from the annotation of a GenBank genome assembly.
AUGUAUCACCUAAAGACAUUAAAUUAUGGAAGGUCGAAAUCCAUGACAAUGAUAUUAGCAACCUAUCUUUACGUGAUAACGACGAACUUAUCAUCUUCAUUCAAGAUUCUAUGGAAAUUGUUAGAUAAUAUGGAAAAACCUGAUUUAUUUGAAAAAUAUGCUAACAAAACUCCUCGAUGGGCUGAUGAACCAUUCGAAGAUGAUACUGUCAUGUUUUACAAUACCGUUUGCCCCUACCCCGGCUUAAGAAAUGGCACUGACAAAGGAGGAUCCAUGCAUGAUCCUGACUUCAAGAACAAUCCCAAAUUAAGUUUUAAUAAAACAUUUAUUAUAAUAUAUAUAAUAGUUACAGUACGUUAUCCUGAAGGCUAUUUUCCUAAAUAA